Molecule: messenger RNA, 2928 nt
Organism: Ogataea philodendri
Lineage: Eukaryota; Fungi; Ascomycota; Pichiomycetes; Pichiales; Pichiaceae
Exons: 1
Coding region: 1-2928 (975 amino acids)
Molecular function (GO): protein binding
Source: RefSeq, a predicted model, not a curated record
AUGGCAAAACUGGCCGAAGCGUUUUGGAGAAACACGGGGAGAACCAAGUGGGCCCCCCCACCUGGCGACGAGGAAAUAUUCGGGGAUAAAAAAAAUUAUAGAAAAAAUUUGUGUCAAGGUAUUGUAAGCUCAAGUAUCAGCAUGUCUUCGAGAAUCGAACAGGUUGCGCUCAUAAGUCUUGAGCAGGGGUUUUUAAACACGGGGAAUACGCAUAGAGGGUCUAAAUUGCUGAUAAAUGGACAAUAUGCGAAACUCGCGAGCUCUGAGCUAAAGGACAUAUUUCAUGAUCCGAGUAUUUAUUCGUCAAUCCAGGAACUUGCAGCGGAAUCAUCUACGCCACGGCAAAUAAUCGACCAGGUUGUUGAGAAAAGUAUUGAAAUUUCAGCAGAGAAGUCGUUUUUGGCUGCAAUAGUGCUACUCCAGCUGUUUGUGCAAACUAAUUUCACCGGGCCCAAAUUUCCACCGGCUGACCAGUUGGGCUGGAUCAACGAGCUACAGACCACUAGUCCGAGCAUAAUAGACCUGUUGACACUUUCUGGUCAACAGCCAAAUAGACUGGUCGACUGGCCGCUGUUGCUGGUACUAUCACUCAGAUACUUUGAAAAAUUGACAAAAUCCCCAAUAAGUCUAGUUGGAGAAAACCAGAGAAUCGAGCCAGAAACGGCAGUCAGCGAGUCCAAGAUUGUGACAUUGGCAGAGGACGAUUACCAGGUUGCUGGAGCGUACUGGUGGAGAUCAAGAGCGUUGCAGGUGCAACAAUCCCUGUACCAUGACGAGAAUGCCAUUUUGUCCACUCUCACCUUCUCUCUUCUUUCUCCCUCAGUGGUGACUGCUUUGGUGGACCAGACGAACCCAAACUUGGUAGUGAACCAGUACAUUCUUGUUCUAUACCAUCUGGAGAAGGCGCGUUCGGCACUGAGCGCAAACGCAGACACACAGGCCACCGAGAGUUUAUCCAAGGCCAGAUCUACUUCUGGACUCGAAUUUGUUCUUACUGGUUGCAAGGCCAAGCGGACCAAGUAUCAGGAAAAGGCUGUUGCAUCGCUGACUGUUCUUGCACGGUCGCAAGCCAGUUUGCUACGGACAGAGACCGACUCGAGCAAUAAUCCACAGGAGGUGGCACUGAACGACGACCUGUUUCUUGAGCGUCUUCAGUACGAGAAUCUUGGCGACAACGAGGUCUUUGAGACUACGGGUGACGAGAAGCGAGUCAGAAUAGACUACUCGAAUUUGGACUACCACGAAGAUCAGGAGGACAAGUUGCUACCAAUUGCUCCGAAAGCAGAAGACAUUCCAGCUUCGUUGCAGAACAUUGACCCGAACUCGCAGCCUGCGCUUGCGGACCUGGACAACAUCCAGCUUCUGCUGCGUCUGGAGACGAUACGCGCAAACUCUCCCGCACGCAGUGCUCUGAUCAACGAGGAGCUAACGGCGCUGGUGCAACGUGUGCUGUUUUCGCCGGCUGGAAGCGUCAACUGGCUGGUUUAUUGCAACGCGCUUUGGCAGCGGUCGUUGCUCGAGUCCGACAAGGCAAAAACAGUCGAGCGUGGAGUGCUGCAACUGUACUCGCUGGUGGAAGAGCUGGGAGUUCAUUCGGAGCAGACUGCACGGCUGUUCCCAAAGACCCAGGAUGAGGAACAGUUUGCCGAGAAAUUUGUGUCGCAAGACGUUUCUGACGAGCUUUCGCUGGUGAACUCUGUUAGAAACAGGUUUGUGUUCCAGCUUCCACUGAACCCGAAAUGGAACCUGGACUCGAAACUGGCCGAGAAGCUGGUGGAGCUUGGGUCGCUGAAAUCUGCUCUGGAGAUCUACGAGCGGCUACAUUUGUGGACAGACGCUGCUCUUUGUUACGGAUCCAUUGGAAACGAGUCCAAGGCCGAGGAGCUGGUGGUGAGGCAGCUGGACGAGUUCCCCAACGACGCCAGAGCGCUGAGUGUCCUUGGAGACAUCCGGCAGGACCCUGCUCUGUGGGAGCAGGCGUGGAGCGUGAGCCGGUACGCGAACGCCAAACGGUCGCUUGCCAAGUACUACUACCAGAAACCCGUUGCCGAGCGCGACUACCAGACCAUUAUCGGCCACCAGUACGACUGUGUCAAGGCCAACCCGCUCAACUUUGAGAACUGGUACUUUUACGGGUGUCUUGGUCUGGAGACCAGCAGUUGGGAGCUGGCAGCCGAAGCGUUCACGCGGUGUGUUGCGUUGGACGAGACCAGCCGGUACUCGUGGUCGAACCUGGCGUCUGCGCUGCUGCGGCUCGACAAGAUGAAAGAAGCGUUCACGGCGCUGCAACGGGCCGUCAGCUCGGGCGACACCGAGAAGUCUUCGUGGAAGAUCUGGGAGAACUAUUUGAUUGUGGCGAUCAAGCUGGGCCGCUGGGACGAGGUUCUCGUGGCCUCGCGCACGCUGCUCAAUACGCGCAAGGAGCUGGACGGCGAAGGAUCGUUGGACAUUCCUGUGCUAGAGAAAUUGGUGGAACUGCUGAUUUCGGAGCCGUACAACGAGGACUCGCGGCAGACGCAUUUCCAGAAGUCAUGUGUGCAGUUUCUGACGCAGGAGGUGCCGUCUGUGGUGAACCACAACUCCAGGGUGUGGCGGGUUGUUGCCAAGGUGGAUCUGUGGAGAAAGAAACCGUGGUUGGCGUUGGAGGACUACGAGAAGGCGUACCGGGCAGCCAGCAGUCGGCCGGAGCUCGUGAUUGAACAGGAGGCAUGGCAGGACGCUGUUGGUGCGUGCGAGGACCUGGUGGCUGCGUACGAGAACUUUGGCUCGCUACCGGGCAAGCACGGCGCCGGCGACGUGGUAUGCAAGGACUGGAAGUUUAAAGCACGGUCUACGGUGCGGUCGUUGAUGUCGAAGGGAAAAGUCUGGGAAGACACCGAGGAGUACAGCCGCCUGGAAGAGCUCAAGGAGGAGAUGAAGGGUAAAUAG